Molecule: messenger RNA, 2709 nt
Organism: Rhinocladiella mackenziei CBS 650.93
Lineage: Eukaryota; Fungi; Ascomycota; Eurotiomycetes; Chaetothyriales; Herpotrichiellaceae
Exons: 1
Coding region: 1-2709 (902 amino acids)
Source: RefSeq, a predicted model, not a curated record
AUGACUUCAAUUUCAUUGCCUGCCACUCUCUUGUCCCAAUUCGAUUCCACUCCCAAUACUCCGCCUCGAUCUCCUCAUGCUCACCGACAACGACCUUCUCGUAAUUCAAACCCGGUGCCUCCGCCGAUCUUCAGCUUCAACCCCGGUUCAGAUGAGAAUGCUUUCGGAACAGGAGGAUCGGAGUCCACAAGUCAACCUUGCCAUACCGUGGCUGCUGAACCUCCUCGUCGAUCUACUCGGCCUCUUCCACUACCUGACUUCAAGUUCAACCCGGGCGCGGAUUUGCCACCAGAAAGCAGCCCAAGUCCCACUCAUCCCGUGCUUCAGGAAAUGGCACUGAAUCAACAGCGCGCUAUCCGGUCCGCACGACCUGCUCCUUUGCCUGCUUUCGCCUUUACUCCGAACCCGUCAUCUACCCAGGCUUCACCGAGUCCGACAAAAUCGUCAUUCGCUGGCGAUGCGCAGCAUUCUGCUCGUACGGGUCAUCGACGACAUGGAAGUGAAUUUGUGGGUGGUGGCAACGAUGGGCCUCAGAUGGUCAGUACGAGCCCUGAGAAACCAGAAUAUCGACCACACCCGCCGAUUACUGGAGCUUCCAGGGGACACGCACACCGUCGCUCGCAAGCUGUUUCUAUCUCUGACAUUGACACUUCUGAGCUGAUCAAAGCGAACGCUUUAGCCAGAGCACGGGCCGGCUCAACACCAACCACCCCGUCAGAUGGUGCACAGGCGAUCUCGUUCCCUCGUGCCAGCCCUCGGAUGCAGCAGUCAAUGUCAAACAUCGUUAGGACCCCACCGUCGUCUCCUCGACGUAGGGGAAGUGUCCCAGGAAUUCGUCCUCGUGUUGGGUUUUCUGAUCAAGUCGACGUCAUUCCACGGCCAUUGUCGUUGAUCUCAUCCGAAACGGAAGGCAGUAAUUCAACUAUCCGGGGAGGUCAUUCCUUGAAUGGGAGCAUUAACUCGACGGCAAGUCCGACGCCACGCCCUUCAUUGGCAGUCAGCUACUCUAGCGACGCCUCGACUUCUCCAGAACGACCACAGACAGCAGGGAGCCUGUCCACUCUCCCGUCUAACAUGGUUUCUAAGGAUGGUUCUGUUUCAAUGAUCAGCCUUCCGAAACGCCCAUUAUCUGCCUCUGGGACGCCAGGGAGUUUGAGCUCAGGCAGUCCCCCCAACAAGAAGAAAUACUUCUGGUUCAAUCAUUCCAAUAGUGGAUCACCAUCAGUCGCUCCCAGAUCGGAACAGGCUGACCCCGCGGACGUGUUUGCGUCCACAUCUUCUCAAGAUCGUUCCUUGAAAGUGUUCGGUGAGCAAUCGCGACCCAAGACCUCAGCCGGUGAAUCGAGUUCCACGUCAAAGAAGCGAAAAUAUCACACGUGGACGUCGGGGAUUUUCUCAAGAAAAUCAGAAAAGCGAUUGGGUAAGACAAAGCAAGAAGAAAUCCCAGCUCUGCCACCUUUGACUCGAUUGCCGAGCGACAAGUUGAACGAAAUCUUUGAUGCUGAUGACACCAUUGUGAUUCGCAACCCGUCGCCUGUAUCAACUCGAGUUCGAGCUCCAGUCCAGAAUGUUGCUCCAGCACCCACUUGGACCACUGGCCAUCUUGAGGAGCAGAUUACAAGCCCGGUUCUUGAUUUGGAUGCCGCCUUGGGGCCUUUUGGGAGUGAGGAGAAGUUGGGGCAUGACGGGACAGUCGGAACGGGGCCAUCCUCGAGAUUGGCCAAGCUUCACAGUAGUGAACGACGAGGCAAUGUGGAUGCUUUUGGUACGGUUCAUAGGAGAACUGAAUCGGCUCCAAUCAUGCCUGCUGUCAAUCGAUCGGCCUUCAGCGUCCAUCGUAUUGGCAGCAAUGCCUCCCUCGCCGAGGAUGUCUUUGACGAAGAAGAGGAAGAUAAUUUUCUUGCUGAGGAAAACGCGAAUACCGCAGGUCAGGGCGCUUCUAUGGAUGACCACAGCAACUUAUCGUCGAAGAAUUCUGGCGAUGCAACAAACUCAGCUACUCAGGUAGGCCUUUCAACUCCAGAUUCCAAAACGGCAGAGGGACUCGGUUUGCCCAUCGGAAACGAGUCUGGUGAUGGGGUCAUCAUUGUCGAUGCAGAAGAAGAUAUCACUCGAGUCGACGCUAGAUCUUCCAAUUCAACCAUCGAAGCUCCCGUGUUCCCAGACCUCGAAGGUGAAAAGCGCCCAAUGUCUUCUCCGAUGGCCUUCGCAUAUCCUACACCACAAUCACAUUACGCUUCUUCUACAGAAGGACGUACAACUUCAGCUUCGAUGAUGUCAUCACCCGACGCGGACCACGUCUCAUUUGACACGCUCUCCCGCCCCAACCGAUUCCUGGGUGAACCAAGUCCAGAAUUUGUGCUUCGUGCCUCCAAUGACGAUCUUCCUUCCCUCAGUGACAGCAUUUCGAGUGGUGCGCUCCCCAGAUUUUCCAGCAGCGCUGGUACAAGGUCCUCAGUUGAACAACGUUCUGCGUCAAUGAUUGUACCUUCAACCUCGAGGUCGAAUAAUCAACAAGCAUGGAAACGAGCAAGCUUAGCCAGUCUGAAUCGCUUGAUUCCGGGUUCCUCUAAUGGUAGCAAGCUCAAAUUUGAGACUGUUCCCGAUACGGCUGUGAUAGAUGAAAAGAGCAGGAGGAAGACGAAUCGAAUCAGCAAACUCGUGCAUUUCUGGCGAUCAAAGGAGAAGGCAGAGAACACAUGCAAUUAA